CUCCCAACAGCAUCCUUCCCUUGCUGGACCAAGUGGCAUGGGGCGGGAGAGGACGGGAUGGAGCCUCCAGGGGCAAGAGCAGGCUAUCUGAACCCGCCCCAAGCUCCCAACAGCAUCCUUCCCUUGCUGGACCAAGUGGCAUGGGGCGGGAGAGGACGGGAUGGAGCCUCCAGGGGCAAGAGCAGGCUAUCUGAACCUUCCCCACGCUCCCAACAGCAUCCUUCCCCUGCUGGACCAAGUGGCAUGGGGCGGGAGAGGACGGGAUGGAGCCUCCAGGGGCAAGAGCAGGCUAUCUGAACCCGCCCCAAGCUCCCAACAGCAUCCUUCCCUUGCUGGACCAAGUGGCAUGGGGUGGGAGAGGAUGGGAUGGAGCCUCCAGGGAAAGAGCAAAAUCUCCAUUCCCUCCCCACUCCUGAGGGAAGGAUACUGCAAAAAUCUCCAUUCCCAUCCCACUCUGGGGCCAGCCAGAGGUGGCAUUUGCCGGUUCUCCGAACUACUCAAAAUUUCCGCUACCAGUUCGUCAGAACCUGCUGAAUUUCACCCCUGGUUCCAGGGCGACCCUCAGUGAGUCCAUGCUUCCUUCUUCCUAGGUGUACCCUCCACAGGUUUUCACGCGACUGGGGAGACAAAAGACAUGUGAAGUUUCUCUGGAAAAGGCACCUUUGCAAAGCUCCCUUCAGCCCCAGAAAAAUGACGCCGCCUUCCCCUGAAACGGACAUCUAACGCUCGCCUUGAUGAACGCAGUUUUUGGCGCCAUACCCAUCCUUUUCAGGAACCCGUCGGUCUACGGUUUAUCCCGCAUCACCAACAGCCUCUUCAUCAGCAAUGGCGAGGCGGCCAACAACAAACUUUUCCUCUACGCUAAUCGCAUCACCACCAUCAUUAACGCCACGGUGGAAGUGAUCAACACCUACUUCCCAGACAUUUACUACAUCCACGUCCCCGUUUUGGACUACCCCACCGCGCGCAUUUAUGAUUUCUUCGACCCCGUCGCCGAUAAGAUCCACGCCGUGGCUCAGAAUCAGGGCAGGACCCUGGUGCAUUGCGCAGCUGGCAUCAGCCGCUCGGCGGCUCUGUGCAUCGCCUACCUGAUGAAAUACCAUUCCAUGUCUCUAUUCAACGCCCACGACUGGGUCAAAUCCUGCCGGCCCGUCAUCCGUCCAAACCUUGGUUUCUGGGAACAGCUGGUCGAAUACGAGUAUCACCUCUUUGGGAAGAACAGCGUCAAAAUGAUUCGGUCCCCUUUGGGCCUGAUCCCUGACCUCUACGAAAACGAGGUUAGAGUCAUGAUCGCUCUGUGAGAGGCGCAGCGUGGGUGCAGCCCCCUUCCCCUGAGCCAAAGCACCGCAUAAACCCCCACGCGCCACCUUGGCUCAAGUUUGAAACAGGGAUUUUUAACCUGCACGUUUUAUUCUGUUCCAUAAAUAAAAACCUGCAGCAUAUUGGAAGGGGGAAAAUAAUAAUAAUAAUAAUAAUAUAUGACAAUAUAAUAUACGACCAUUAGACAAUUGACUCCUUCUUUACUUUAGGCUCUGGAAUAAAUCUUGCAGCAAA
Molecule: messenger RNA, 1554 nt
Organism: Pantherophis guttatus
Lineage: Eukaryota; Metazoa; Chordata; Lepidosauria; Squamata; Colubridae
Source: RefSeq, a predicted model, not a curated record